This is a messenger RNA of Mya arenaria, 2147 nucleotides long. RefSeq names its product rhomboid-related protein 3-like. Lineage: Eukaryota; Metazoa; Mollusca; Bivalvia; Myida; Myidae. Gene Ontology annotation, cellular component: membrane. Gene Ontology annotation, molecular function: serine-type endopeptidase activity. The record is from RefSeq and is a predicted model, not a curated record. The coding region runs from base 142 to 1044 and encodes 300 amino acids. The transcript is spliced from 7 exons.
UGGAAACGGGUUAGCUGUCAAACAUUAAACACAAUUUUUAGCUCUUUCAGUUGCAUAAUUUGUUAAAAUAAACUUUCAAAAUACAAGGAUUCUUUCAUGAGGACAUUUAUAGCGUAAAUACACACACCGAAUUAUGAUUGGAUGAGCAACAGGAGAAACGCAAGCUUCCGGUUAGCCGUCGAACAUGCAGGGCCACAGUGCCUGGUUCCCCUGAGCAGAAACAACUUUCGGUACCAUUCUAUAGAGCGAUCAAGAACCAGCCACAAACUCUUCAGGACAAUGGUGAAAAAAGUAGCGCGGGAGUUUCUCACGGAUGACCUUGACCGACAGUAUUACGCCGACAACUACACGUGCUGCCCUCCACCUCUCUUUGUGCCUUUAAUCACCUUCGUAGAGAUCGGUUGUUUCAUGUACUACAGCGUUGACGGAGGUCGUCUCACAAUAAACGGCCCUCUCCCUCUCUCCAGCAUCUUUAUAUACCGACCAGACAGACGGAUAGAGAUAUGGAGAUUCGUCUUCUAUAUGUUCAUUCAUGCUGGAUGGGUGCACCUGCUGUUUAACAUGCUUAUACAACUGAUUGUGGGUGUGCCGCUGGAGAUGAUCCACGGACCGUGUAGGAUCGCCACAGUCUAUCUAGCGGGCGUUUUGGCAGGUUCUUUGGGUACCAGUGUAUUUGACACGAAUGCGGUGCUAGUGGGGGCGUCUGGAGGCGUGUACGCCCUCCUUGCAGGCCACCUCGCCAACAUUCUCCUGAACUACACGAACAUGGAGCUUGGUAUUCUAAAACUAGCAGCAAUAUUCAUCAUAGCCAGCGCGGAUGUGGGUUUCGCCGUCUGGGACCGCUACACCAUGCGCAGUUCCAGUGAGAUGCCCGUUGGUUAUACUGCUCACGUGAUGGGCGCUCUGGCUGGGCUCACCAUCGGACUCGUGGUGCUAAAGAACUUUGAACAGAGGCUGCACGAACAUUACCUGUGGUGGUUGGCGCUGGCUGUAUACAUGGCGGGCAUAGCAUUUGCAAUAUUCUGGAAUAUUUUCUACUACUAAAACUCACAACAUCUCAUGGGCAUGUUUAUUAUCGGUGUGAGAAGCGUAACUAGAAAUGUUUGAAAUAAUCAUGUCUGUGUUGACGUAAUGAAGCUAUUAAAUGUGAUUAGACCAUUUUCGAUUUUGCUAAAAAUAAAAUCUGCACCAUUUGCAAGAACUAUAAAGCGCCUGAUUAACCAACAUUAUUUUGGAACGAAAAAAUACAUAUUCCAACUCUUCAACAAUUUCUUACAAGCUUAUUUUAUGCAGCACUUCCAUCAAUUAUUAAAAAACAACAACACCGCAAUUAUUUUUCAGCACGAAAAUGAAUGACAAAAAUAUCAUGGAGCUCAAGCAAGGGGUUUUAACAAAGUGAACGAUAUUUGUGUAUUUGUACGGUCAUUUUGAGCUGUAGCUCACUGUUUCAAAACAACCAUUCACUAUAAAAUUUCGUUGUCUUUGUAUGAACACCAUUAUUCAUCAGCCAACGAUAACAAGUAUGCACUUAUGCAUUGCAUUUCCGAUUCAAUCUUCAUUUCGUUGACUUAACACUAGUGGCGGCAGCUUAGCCUAAGGUUGUACAGUCCUGGAAUUGAUUUACAGAGAUGGAAAUAUUUAACACUUAAAGAAACUUAGUGAUAAUGAAACGAAACAGUUCAUUAAUUUAAAGUAAGGAAACAAUAAAUGGCAGUCAUGCGGCAUGUUUAUAUCACAAUAUUCGUCGAAGAUUUCGAAAGUAAUCUUUUACCUUUACACUACAUUUCCGAUAAAAUCACAGCUGUCACACAUUUGUUGUAAUCAAUAUCUUUAUUUCUCAUACCGUAUCAAAACUGCUGCUUCCCCUAAUAAGUGGUCAACAUAAUAUUUGUCCAAUUGGAAGGCAGUAUUUCUCAGGUUUCAGUAAAUCAGCAGUCAUCCGUUAUCUAUUUUUAUCAGGCGAAGCGGUAGAUAUAAGCAGUGGCUGGCCCAGUUAGUGGAUAGUUCACAAACUAGUAUGUAGACCACUCUAAGAUAGUUAGCUGUCCUUAAACAAAAUAAAUAGUUAUGCGACUGCCUUUCAUCAAACCAUUUAUUGUUUUAAGUGCAUACUUUUAAUACAAUCUUUAACCAUUAAAUAGCUGAUG